AUGUCUGUAAACAAACCCAUAGUCGAUUCUUCUAUAAACCAGACUUUAUCAAAUGGUACCAGCAACGGUACAACAAAUCAAUCAAACUCCUCUACAGCAUCCACGGCCUCCUCCUCGGUUUUAUCGUCAGCUGCAUCGUCUUCAUCGUCUACACCUACAACCUCUUAUUCUUCUUCUUACUCGGCUCUUCCAAGCUCUUUCGCAUUAUCUGAAACUGGAUCAUCACCAGAUACUAACCAGAUGAAUGGGUCUACUUCCAAGUUUUAUCUUGCAAAUAACCUUAAUAUUGUAAACUCCAGCGAUAGCAAUCCAGUUUCUCCCGUUUCUGGAGAACAUGGACUUGGACUUCCAGGAACAAUUCAAACUAAAAAAACAAUACAUCCUCUACAUCAUAAACGUGCUAAAGAACUCGCUAAACGAGAUCCUUCUUGCUACGUCCAUCAAAAAUUCGAUCAGAUUGUUGAAGUUGACAAAGAUAUCAAUGCCUUGUCUAUAGCUUCACAAGAAGGAGCACGAAUCUCCCACCAACGUCUUGUUAAAACAGCUUCUGAUGUUCGUGAACUUGCAAAACGUUUGGGACGUGCUACUAUUAACGUCAACACUAAAUCUGUCAUGAUUGUUACAAAAGCUAGAGAUAACUCAUUGGUCUAUUUAACCCGUGACCUUGCAUACUGGCUUAUUAAUGAUGCUCGGAAGGUGGUUUACGUGGAUAUUAAGUUACAAAAGUCAAAACGGUUUGGCUCUGAGAGUCUUUUAAAGAGAUUCCCUAAAGAUAUCCCCGCUUCCAAUUUACGUUAUUGGACAAGAGACCAAGCUAUUGUUUCUCCACAAUUAUUCGAUCUUGUCAUCACUCUAGGCGGAGAUGGCACAGUCCUAUAUGUCUCCAAGCUUUUUCAACGAAUCGUCCCCCCAAUUAUCUCCUUUUCCCUAGGCUCUCUUGGUUUCCUCACUAAUUUCAGAAUCGAAGAAGCAAAAAGAGUUGUUUCUAAAAUCUUUGAAGAUGGUAUAAAUGUUAAUCUUCGUAUGCGAUUUUCCUGCUCAGUUCAUUCUUAUGAUGGAACCGUCUUAGCAUCUCAUGAAGUACUUAAUGAGAUUGUCAUUGACCGAGGCCCAUCCCCCUGGGUAUCUAUGCUUGAACUAUAUGGAAACGACGCUCUUCUUACAGUGGUUCAAGCAGAUGGCUUGAUUCUUUCAACCCCUACUGGAUCUACCGCUUACUCUUUGUCUGCAGGUGGAUCUCUUGUCCAUCCAGAAGUCUCCGCUGUUUCUGUUACCCCUAUCUGCCCCCACACAUUAUCUUUCCGACCUAUGCUAUUACCUGAUUCAAUGGUGUUGCGUGUUACAGUUCCUAAACACUCACGGUCGACUGCUUGGGCAUCGUUUGAUGGACACGACCGUACCGAACUUAAACCAGGCUAUUAUGUUACAGUAAAAGCAUCACAAUUCCCUUUCCCAACAAUUGUUUCAAGUCCAACGGAGUACAUUGACAGUGUCAGUAGAACGCUAAAAUGGAAUGUUCGACAACAACAAAAGCCAUUCGAACACUUGUUAUCCAAGGAGUCUCGGCGAAAAUAUCAAAACAUUGAUCUUCGCGAUAAUUUAUCAAUUGAAGAACGAAUUGCUGAAGAAGAGCGUGAAGAUGCAAUUGAAGUUGAAGAACAUGAACUCAAGUAUGAACGACGAUACCUUAGCUGGAAAGGGAAAAAAAAUGGUCGCACCAACAGUGACCGAAGCCCCAGUGUCAGAUUUUCUCUGCGUAAAAUCAAAAGUAUUGAUGAACCAGGCAGAGGAUAUUCAUACCGAGAUGAAUAUAAGCUUAGUGGUGAAAUGUUUAAUGAGCUUGAAAAUGAAGGAACAUCGAGUGAUGAAGAGAAAUCACAAGCUGUGGCUGAUAAUUCUCUAGGUGAUGAUGAUAAUGAUAUCAACUGCGACAAUGAUUCCAACAGUUCACAUGAACCUGAUUACGAUAUUGAUUAUGAUGAAUAA
Magnusiomyces paraingens is the source of this 1986-nucleotide messenger RNA. RefSeq lists its product as uncharacterized. The coding region runs from base 1 to 1986 and encodes 661 amino acids. The transcript has a single exon. Gene Ontology annotation, biological process: NAD+ metabolic process; NADP+ biosynthetic process. Lineage: Eukaryota; Fungi; Ascomycota; Dipodascomycetes; Dipodascales; Dipodascaceae. The record is from RefSeq and is a predicted model, not a curated record. Gene Ontology annotation, molecular function: NAD+ kinase activity.